Molecule: messenger RNA, 597 nt
Organism: Meloidogyne enterolobii
Lineage: Eukaryota; Metazoa; Nematoda; Chromadorea; Rhabditida; Meloidogynidae
Source: the annotation of a GenBank genome assembly
UUUUUUCCCGCAGGGACCCCAAUUCUCCGGGAUUGCGCCCCCCUUUUGAUAAUUUCUGAAAAAGAAGGCUUUUUUGCCAAGUAUUUUCCCCCUUUUUUUUGAGAAGCCUUGCCGAUUUAUAGUGGUUUGGAAAGGGCGCCCUCUAUUUAACUUGUUAAAUUGCCAAUUUUUCCAUUUUAGACUGUUAAAGUCAAGACUAAUUUCGAAUAUGAUGCAGAAGUUGAAUUGCCUACAGAUAAUGAAGGCAGCUUGCUUGUAGAAACCCUUACUCAUGCAGGCUUUCCUGGAGUCGUCACUUUGAUGUACGUUGAUCCGGAUAGUGGAAGAACUAUUAGAAUGCAGAAAGAUCCAACAAACACAAAAUUCAUUCGGCCUACUCGUGGUUGGGAAAAUAUUGAGUUCGUUGUAAGUGAACGUCGUCAUACACAUGAAGUUUUGCGACCAAAUGAUGGCAAUGGAUUAGGAGUUGAUUUUCUGAGGCGUCAUACUCAACCAACUAUUUAUGGAAAUGUUCAUGAAUUAGAACAACAGGCACAGGAGUUGGCACAGUUUAGACGUCGUAGUUCUCAUGCAAUUGGCUUUGGAAGUAAUUAUUAG